AUGGCAACCACUAGAAGUGGUUCGAAAUCACCAUCUCCGGCGAAGAAAGUUUCUAAAAAAUCGAAGAAGGCUCCAACUGUUACUUCCAAAGUCGAACCUAAGAUGGGGUUAAAAAAAAUUGCUAAAAAUUUAGUGGCUGAUGUUCCAGAGACAUCGAGCACUAAGAAAAGAGCCCCUCCUGUUAAAGCCGAUGCUCCUAAGACUAAGAGAGCAAAAAUUUCCAAGUCUGCACGCGAUGUUUCCUCAAAUUCUGAUUUUGAGGAUGAAGUGCAUGGUGAGGACCAAAAGCCCAAAGUUGAAUCGAAGGUCCAUGCUAGGACCUCAGUGAAGGUUGAAGGAUUUGACCUACCAAAGAAAAAUCCCCCUAAUGAAUGGGAUUAUAUUUACGACCAGAAGAAUCUAUUCAUUGCGAAAGCUUUCUCCACUGCUACUUUCCAGGUGAUAGAGAACAUUAAGUCUUGUCUUUCAGAUGUACAGCUUGAAAUGUUUUCGAAAACCUGUUUUGGUCAUUUCCUUAACCUUCCUGAUUUUAAAGUUCAACCCCAAGUGUUUCAUGGGUUGUUGCUCCGGGAGGUUCAACAACCUAAUGAUGCUGAGUUGUGGGUAAUGAUACGCGGUGUUAGGCUUAGGUUUAGCAUUGAGGAAUUUGCAUUGAUUACUGGGUUAGACUGUGAAGGUGACUGUAGUGUCUUAGAUUUUAAGCAAGAGGUUAAUAGUCUUUGUGAAAGAUAUUGGCCAACUUCGUCCUCUAUCACUAAGGAAUCUGUUAUUGAAUGUUUUACCACCAAGAGGUGGGGUGAUUCUGAUGAGGAUGCUGUGAAGUUGGCAGUUUUGUAUUUUGUGGAGUGGUUCUUGCUUAGUGGCACUAAGCAUAAAAAUGUACCCAAGUCUAUUUUAGAUGUUGUAGAUAGUGGGAGGUACAAUGAAUUUGCUUGGGGCCGGAGUUCUUUUGAAUUGACUAUUUCCUCAUUGAAGGGUAAGCUUGAUAGUUGGGUUGAGGGUGUUAGGAAGGCAAGGAGUUCGGGAAAGAGGCCGAGUGUUUUUUACACUUUGAUUGGUUGUCCUCAUGUUCUUCAAGUUUGGUUCUACGAGUGUUGUAAGUACAUGAAAGGUAAGUACUGCCAAAAGGAAAACUCUCGUAUUCCAAGGAUCACUCAGUGGACAUGCAAUAGUCAGCCUACUUUCAAAGUUUUGAAGACUACUAUCUUUGAUGUUUCCAAAGAUAAGCUGCAACUUUCAAAUAUGAGGCCCACGGCUGGUGAGUUCAAAGCUUUGAAACUGAGCAGUUUCAAGUUCGACACCGACUACAACUCUUACAAGAGUCUUCCUGUUCCCGAAGAGCCAACUGUUGCUCAGAGUGACAUUUCUGUCAAGCUUGAUGCCUUUUCUGACAAAUUUCAUGGGUUGGAGGUCAAGAUCGAUUCGUUGCAUACUUCCCAACAGAAGAUUUCAUCUGAUUUGGUUGAGUUGAAAGAGUUUGUGUCUGCACAGUUUGUUUCUUUUGGCGCUCAGAUGGCUUCAAUGCAGACACAGUUUUCUACUGUUUUUGCCGAUUCCUAUGCCAAGGAAAAAGGCAGUGACUCUUCCAAUGAUGAUGAUGGAAGUGGUGAUGAAGCAGAUUUUGAUUUAAAUGAAUCUGAAGAAACUGAUGAAAAUGAAGAAGAGAAUGUUAUGGGUGAUGAAGAAGGGGAGGGUAGUGAAGGUGAAGACAAGGAUGGUCAAGCCGAUGAAGAUUCUGACUCAAAAGAAAAAAAUGAUAAGGGCAGUGAUGAUGAAUCCACUGAUAGUGAGGAGAAGAAUUUCGUUGAUUUCAAUGACGGGCCUACUCAAAUAGAUGUUGAGGCUACUGUUCAGUCCGGUGUAAAAGCAGUUGAGAUUAUGAUGUCUUCAGAUGGAAUUGGUGGUGAUCCUUGUAAACAGAUUUCAGUUUCUGAAAAUGUUGAGGUUACGGAUCGUCGUCUUGUUUGUUUUGAGAUGGGUGCAACAGGUCUCAAUGUUGAUUCUAACAUUGAACUUGAAGAGGACCCAAUUCCCGUUGAAGAAACUCCUCUUGUUGACAAGAGGAAAUCUAAGAAACCCAUAGCGCUGACGUCUCCGUUUAUGGAGUAUGACUCUUCCAUUUCUAGUUCUAAAGAUGGUUCUGGUUAUGGAGUUGUUAAGUAUGUGGCUGGGUUGUGUCCUCUCGAUGAUAAGAUUGGUGAAGAUGUAGAACAUAAAGACGAGAAUGAUUUUGACUUGUGGCUUGGUGAAGGACGCCGAUCGAAGAAAGAUCCGUAAGUGUUUAUUUUCAGCAUUUUUGUUGUGUUUUUGUAUUUUUUGUUUUUUAAUUUACUAUUUAUGUUUCAUUUUUUUUUAAAUGUUAGGCAUGACAAGGACAAGGUUUACUUGAAGGUUAAGGAUAAGAUUGUUCCCCCUUUUCGUUUUGGCGUGGAAGAUGUUGCAACCAAGAUGUGGUUCCACAAGUUUGCAUAUCCUGGCCAAUGUUUAACUAAUUCUGUAAGUUAAUUUAUUUUUUCUUUUGAUUUUUUUCAAAAAUUUCAGUCUAUAGUUUUAUUCAGGUUGUUUGUUGGUUGUUUUUUAGUUGUUGAAAUAUAAUUCAUUUUCUAAUUUUCGAACAUUUCUCAUUUUUUAUUGUUUAGCAUCUGGACAUCAUUUUUUACUAUCUACGUAAAAAAGGAAAGUAUGCAAAGGAGCCAAAGGUUAAGUUCACAACCACCGAUUGCUUAUUCUUCAAAACCAUUCAUGCUUUGUAUGAAAAAUUUAUUGCACAGAAAAAAAAUCUUUCU
Messenger RNA from Cannabis sativa, 2786 nucleotides. RefSeq lists its product as uncharacterized. The coding region runs from base 1 to 2277 and encodes 758 amino acids. The transcript has 9 exons. Lineage: Eukaryota; Viridiplantae; Streptophyta; Magnoliopsida; Rosales; Cannabaceae. The record is from RefSeq and is a predicted model, not a curated record.